This is a messenger RNA of Seriola aureovittata, 6323 nucleotides long. RefSeq names its product janus kinase and microtubule interacting protein 1 (gene jakmip1). The transcript has 15 exons. The record is from RefSeq and is a predicted model, not a curated record. Gene Ontology annotation, molecular function: kinase binding; GABA receptor binding; microtubule binding. Lineage: Eukaryota; Metazoa; Chordata; Actinopteri; Carangiformes; Carangidae. The coding region runs from base 844 to 5796 and encodes 1650 amino acids.
UAUGGCCUUUUUCAUAAAUGUGCACUUUUGCAGAAGACCCUUAUCUGGAAUGCAAACAUAUUUGAAAAUGUAAUAAAUAACUAGAUAUACAUAAGAUUAAAGUGAAAUUUAUUUAUGAAUUACAUCCACUGUAGUGGUACAUGGACCUAGAACAUAAAACCCUAAUUCCUCUGUGAGAGGAAAACACAUGGAUUUACUGAGAGAAAACUCUGAAUCAGAGGAUUUAUUUAAGGUAGAAGAGCCACAGCCUCGGUUCAAGGAAUGGCCAGACGGACAAUGGACAAGGAGAGAUGGAAGGAGAAGAGGAAAAGUGAAAGUACUGGGCUGAGUGAGGGGGUUAACAAGCUGAGUGCCAACUGGAUAUCGAGGAUUCUGGCAAACUCCAACCUCUCUGGCGUUUCUAAGGGAGCUACAGUGCAGAAGCAGAACUUACUGGAAGCUCGUCACUGCAUUGAGAGGAUGAUACUGCUAGUAGUGGAUCGCAAAACCCAGUUUACAGCAUUCAGCAGACAAGACAAGACAAGACAAGACAAGACAAGACAAGUGGAUAUCUUUUUGAUAAAACUCACCGAGUUGGUUAGCGAAGGCUAACCAAUUGAGGAUCACAUGGCCUCAUCGGAGAGGACGGGUACCAGAAGCAGUUCAGUUACCAUGGCAACAGACUCUAUUGGAACUGAUCCGGACCUGCGGGUUCUGUGUAACAGAGUGAAGGUCCUGGAGCAGAGAGCAGGUUCAACCAUCCAGUCUGACAGCUAACUGAGGAACAGGAUCAGAGAGUUAGUGAGGUCAGAGAGGAGCGUGCUGCUACAGCCCUAUCAAGCCUCUGCCUCCACCCUCCCCAGCAUGCAACACUCCCAGAGGCUUGACCAAAGACUCCACAUGCUCAGGGAGGAGGUCAGGACCAUGACUCAGGAGAAGGAGCGAGGGGAGCAGGUAUGGAGGGAGCGACUGCAGCGCUGUCAGAGGCAGCUGAAGGCCAAAGAGGAGGAGAUGAGUCGCCAGUCCCAGUACUUUGAGAACUUUAAAACCCAACUCCAACACAAGCUCAGCCUGGCCCGGGACAGAGAGCAGAGCCUACAGAACCGAAUCUACGCUUUAGAAAAGCAGCUGCUUGACAUGACUGUGAGUGCCGCCACUGGAAUGGCAACAAUCAGUGCAGUCAGAAUUACUGCUGGGACCGUAACACACUGGGUUGAGCAAGAGAGGCUAACUUCUAUGAGAGGAGAGGGUGAAGGAGAAGAGGAGAGAAAGGAGGAGAGGAGGAAACAAUGUCAGCCAAGUGUUGGAAUGGAAAGAGAAGGAGGGCGAGAGGGGGAUGAGGGAAAGACGGAGAAAGAAAGAGAAGGAGGAAGAAAUAAAGAAACAAAACAGAGCUCAAAUGAAGCCAGGCUGCAAGUCUUCAUCCUGAGCCUGCAGGAGGACCUCAGGGUGCUGCUGGAGAGAGAGGAGGAUGGGAUGACAGAGAGGAGAGGACUGAUGGAGCAGCUCCAAGAGGCCCAGGAGAACAGCCAAUUCCUGGGCAGCAAAGUGGAGGAGAUGAAGGCAGAGGUGCACCAGCUGAAGCUGUCUGAAAGCUCCUUGAUGGAGGAGGUUGAAGAGCUGAGAGACGAGAAUCACAGAUUUCAACAGAUCCUCAGGGAAGCUGCAAACCAAACACCAAGUCAGCCUUCCAAGGUCCCUGAGUCCGCCUGCCCGAGUCCUGGGACGAGCUCGCCCAGCUGCAGCCUUGCUGUUUGUCCUGGGCCCUCCGACACUCAGUCAUAUAUCACCGCCAUGGGACAUUCCUCAGUGGGAAACUCAGAGGUCCAGCCAACCUUGAAUGGGAGAAUAGACCAGUCAGAUUCAUCUGCAGUUCUGCGUCUCCAUCACCAGGGCACAGCAGAGAGCGCACAUAACAACACAGAGGAUCACUCAGGCCCUGUGAACCUCUUUGCUCACAGUGGCUCCAAACAAAACCUCAGCUUUCAGUCACCCUCCUUCACUACAGAGACAAUAGAUGAGUUUAAACUGGGGACCUGGUGCUCCAGAGGGCUGUUAAAUCUGGAGGAGAGCCCCAGUGAGGAAUCUGAUGCCCUGAGGGAAGCAUAUAGGAGCUUGGGGUUAGGGCAAGAUUUUGAGGCUCUUCGAGAACAACGUGACCACCUGGAGGCCGCCCUGCAGCACACACAGGAACAGCUGGAGGUGGUGGGUCAGGAGAAUACUCAACUGAAAUUACAACUCAGGAAACAGGCGGAGGAACCAGAAGGAGCACAGGGGUCUCCAAGAGAAAAGAUUGGCACACCAUCCACCCGUGGUGGAGCUGACCAUCUCCAGUCCUCUCCUACCCGAGAUAACACCAUUCUCGCCCUCGCCCAGGAUGAUCUUGUUCAGGGCCUGAAUCAGGAGAACCGGGCGCUGGCGGACCGGAUCCAGGAGCUGCUGGCUCACAUUGAGCUCAGAGAGGAGGACAUCAAGAUGGAGCGAACACAGCUGAGGGAGCAUACCUUCAGGUUAGAGGAGGACAGAGCCAGGCACGAGCAGGAGAACCAGGAGCAAGGGUGUUUGAUCACAGAGCUCACCAGGAAGACUGAGGAUGAUCUCAACACCAUCAUGGAGCUGCAGCAAAAAUUAGAAGAGAGUGGAGAGCAGAUCAACCAAGACGCAUCUGUGGACAGUUUAGUGGAAAGUGUGCUAAAAGGGAAAGAAGAACCACAGUUGAUGUCAAGUCAACAACCAGAUGAUUUGUCUACAGCUUCAUCACAUGCAUCUGAACAUUACAAUUACCACGAUCCACUGCAGAGCAGCCCACAAAACACUUUGCAUGUUAGUUCACUGACUGGUCAAGUGGACCACCUGAUCAAGACAGUCCAGAGCCUCAAAACAGAACAAGACGAACUGACAGGCAACAUAAAUUCUCUCAGACAGCAGCAAGGAGAAGUAGCUCUGUCAGUCCAAACACAGACAGAAGAGAAACAGCAGUUAACUCGGACAGUUUGGGGACUGAAGGAGGAGAAAGACCGCAUCUCUCAAUGUUUGGCUGGUCUCAAACAAGAGAGACAGCAGCUUACCCGGACAGUCUGUGGGCUGAAAGAUGAGAGAGAUCACUUUAUUAGGUCUAUGAGUGACCUGAAAGAAGAGAAAGAGCAGCUAAUAAAGUCUUUAUCUGGUCUUGAAAGAGAAAAAGAGGCAUUGACAGAAUCUCUAUCAAGCGGAAAAGAGGAGAGAGAUCGAAUCAUGCGGUCCCUGCAAAGUUUACAGACAGAGAGUGAACAGUUACGCCGGGCAGUGCUCACUUUGAAACAGGAGCGAGAAGAAGUAACCAUUUCCUUUAAGAGUCUGAAAGAACAGAGAGACCGAGAGCAAUCAUCUUACACUUUACAAGAUGACCGUGACAAGUUGAUUAAGUCAGUUGGCAGUCUGAGAGAAGAAAAAGAGGGAGUUGAAAAUUCAAUCACUUGCUUGAAACAGGAGGAAAAGCAGAUAAUGUUUAUAAUUCAGGGCCUAAGAGAGGAAAGAAGCAGUUUCCAAUCUACUCUCCCCAGCCAAACGCAAACAGAGGAGAGGCAGCAACUGUUGAAUCCAAACAGUGCUGGUUCGACAAAGAAGACAGAGACUCUUGUUGGGACAGGGGAUUUUGCUGCACAAAGAUGUCAGACUAAUAACUACAAAGGAAUCUCUGUACAGCAGGAGCAAAGUGACCGGAUGAGGGAGAUUGAAGCUUUGGGAGCACAACUACAGGAGUCACGAGAGCAACUGGACAAGAGCCACGAAGAAACAAAGAAGUUGUACAGUGAAUUGAGUCAGUCAGAAGCCAGGAGAGAGGAGGCAGAGAGGAAGGCAGCAGAUGCAGCUGAAAAGGUGAUGAGACUGACUGAUGUAGCCAGUCAGAUGGAAGAAACCAGGAGGGAAAAUGAGAUCCUCACCGUCCAGGUGAAGGAGCUAAAGGGCAAACUGACAGGCCUGGUCAGGGAGAAGACUGAUGCUCUGUCACUGAAGACACAGAUAGAGGAGCAAUACAACAUCCUCACAGCUCAGCUCAAAGCUAAGACGGUGGCGCUUGAGGAGCUGAACUCUGAGUAUAUCGCUCUAAAACGAGGACAGGGCAGCAAGGAUGAUCUGAGCACUGCUCUCAUGUCACUCCGGACACGUUACAACGACAUCAGAGCCAAGUAUGAUGCACUCCUGAAAAAGAAGAGCCAGACAGAUCUGGAUGUAGCUCCUUUAAAGGCCAAGCUGUCGUGCCUGGUAGUGAAGUGUCAGGAGAGGAACAACCUCUUAGUUCAGAUGUUGAAAGCCAUUCACAGACAAGGGUGCGUAGACUCCAUGCUCACACAGCAGGUCGAGCAGCUGCUCAGUGACACUGCUCUGCAGGAAUACACAGCAGCAUUCACACCAGGAAGCGUCGUAAAGACUGGGGAUUACAGCGCCGGGUUUACACCGAGAUUUAUUUCAAAGUUUCAAGACUACUCCAGUGGAUUUAAAGCUGAUCAGACCUGCGCUGCUGCGUCCACACCUGCACAGGAGCAACACCAAAAUGGAUUCACUUCUGAAUCUGGAGUGAAAUGCAGAGACUUUAAAAGUGAGAAACACAUUUCUAUAGCCACGACUGAGUCAAAUCUUCAAGACGGUAGGAGUGAAGUCUCAGCUGCACCAACAGGAACGCUCAAGAAAAAUGCCAACUCACCUGUGCCAACCGCACCGGUGCAAGAGAAUGCCAGUGUCGCAGCGACACCUGUUCUUCCAGCUCUGAAAGAUAACUUGAUCACCAACAAAGCACAGCUGUCUGCCUCGGCCAGUCGACCAAUCCAAGCAAUCAAUGGUCCAGAGAAAUGUGGAUUUCAUCAUCCCGAUGUGAAAGGAAAGUCUUCCCCAGAUCUGAUGAGUUCAGCUGGAUCCUCACUGAGUCCUAUUCCUCCAUCCUCCAGCAAACACGUCGGUCCGAGCAGGAGGCUGAGUAGUCCUGAGAAGAUCAUCAACCUGCAUGAGCAACUGCAGAAGACUCUGAUGAGCAGCUAUCAGAAGGCUCCAGUGAGCAGAGGAAGAGGACAUGAGCCCAGGAAAAGUCUCUCAUUUUCAGCUCCGGCAGAUCUGAACCUGGCCUCUCAGACAAACAAGCAGAGCCUCAGUUUCUAUAAACCACAUUCCAACUCUCUCCCAGCCACCACUGCUUCAAGCCAGCCUCACCACUCUCCUGUAGUAACACCUAAACCUGCUGCCACGAAUAAGUCAACAACACUUUUUAAUGCAGUUGCCUCCAGAUCUGCUAAUGUUACAUUUAACCCCAACAUCUUUACUUACCAACAUUUAAAAGCAGAUGUAUCUAAAACUACAGCGUCUGCUCUUUCUAGCUCAUCCAACUGCCCUUUUGCUGCUAUGGCUCCUAAUGAAGCCAAAUCCACCUCAAACAGUGGCACUAAAAUGACAAUAUCCCCAAAAGUGACAAAGCAAGUCACCACUAUCGCCAGCGUAUCUGAUGCAAGACAUACAGCUUCAACUCCUUUAACUCUGAGGACCACUACCUAUGACUCUAAUGUCUUAAUAUGUUCUGACACUAAUUCAAAGACCUCUGCCUCAGACAUGACUGCCCCUGGCAAAUCAACUGCCCCCAACUUUAAUAUUUCUAAUGGUGCUGCCCCUCCAUAUGAUGGACUUGUAUUCACUGCAUCUGGGACUCAAUCAGCUCAUCGCUCUCCUGAGAGAUCCAACAAGUCUGCCAGAAGGACCACUGCUGCCCAAGAUAAGACAAAGACAAUAAGACCGGGACCAGGUAACACACACAUUACACAAGACACCAAAGUAAAACACGCCAUUGCUUAAAGUCCUGGUGGAAGAAAUUCUUGUUUUUGUAAAAAGUUGGAAAUGCCUUUAUUGAUAUGACAAAAAACUACUCUCACUGAAAGUUUGCACACUGUCCAACACACUUUCUACCUAAUAUUGUAUUAGUUUGGUUGCAUAUUCCUGCGUUGUGAUGGCACCCAUCCUUGAUACGGGCCAUUCUCUCUUUUUAUCUCUUCUAUUGGAGAAAAUGCUGUAUCGCAUUCUGACAGUUUGCUGUUGUUGCUUAUUGCCAACAUAACACACUGCAGUAAAUGAAUAUAAGCUUUUGUUGAAUUGCUUGAAUUCAUUAGCGAGUUCUUCAUCUGCAUGCACUGUGUCUUGUUGUGUUUGUUUAUUGUGUUAGAAUUUUAGGAAUAACAUGUGCAUCAUUAAAGUAGCCAUAUAACAAAGAAAAAAAAAUGGAAGUGGUAAACUGGUUAUUUAGGCAACAUUGCAUAUGCUGCAUGUACAGCAUGAACAACCAGGUAAAGCAUCUCCUUAUUGUGCUUCACCUUUCUUUCUUCUUU